UCCCCUCCCCUUCUCUCUCACUCAGGCAUACAUACACUUUCAUGCGGAGACGGCAGGACUAGUAGCCUAUUAUUAUUUUCGUCCAGGUCGUUUUAAUCCGUUCUAGAGAAGCGUUUAUCAUGCUAAUGUCUCUUGGUUUACUGCUAUUUCCAACAGCCAACAAAAGUUGAAGUCUGACGUUUUAAUUAACGUUAAGUCGUCACUUGACUGCGAAUAUUUUUUCCAAUACGUGUUCUCAGGAGGAUAUAUAGUCGCAUUCAGCGGGAAAAACUGAAGGAAGCUCUUCAUACGGGAAGACUGGAUUUGUGUUUCGAGGCUUUGCUCGCCUGAGGCUCUCUCGCACCUGCCAGCAAAAUGUCUGCCCCGGAUGCCACUGCUAGCCCUGGAGCCCCAGAGGGUGAGGGGGGCCCAUCCACCCAACCUCCAAACCUCACCAGCAACCGUCGUCUCCAACAGACACAGGCCCAAGUGGAUGAGGUGGUUGAUAUCAUGCGUGUGAAUGUGGACAAGGUUCUGGAAAGAGAUCAGAAGCUAUCAGAACUGGAUGACAGGGCGGACGCACUGCAGGCCGGAGCAUCACAGUUUGAGAGCAGCGCUGCUAAACUGAAAAACAAGUACUGGUGGAAGAAUGCUAAGAUGAUGAUCAUGAUGGGAAUUAUUGGGGUCAUCUUGGUGGGUGUUCUUUUCAUGUACUUCUACUACUGAGCCUCUUGGACAGGAGACUUGGGCUUUGUGUGAACUCCACCCCUCCUUUUCUACCCACCAAUGCCUUUCAUUGAAUCCAGUGUGUGUGUGUGCAUUCAUUGACGCAGUGCCUCUCCCUCCCUUUGUCUGUCACUGCAUUUCUUUGUACCUCUCUUGAGUGCUUUGCAACAGUGCCCGAGCUUGGUGUUAGGAAUAUCUACUUAUGUUUUUAGAUUGGAUAAUGUCUUGGCCCUUUUUCAGGCCAAAAAAAAAAAAGUGUUGCGAUAAUAUAGGUUUGCAGCACUGGUCCAAAUGAACCCCUGAAUAACUAAAGAGAGAAUAUGAAAUGCAAAGAUCAGUUAAGUUUGAGUUUAGGAUCGAGUCAUGCAUUUAUGCAUAGAAGCCAAAGCGUACUAUUUUAUCCAGCUACAACAGCUGUUGUCCUGUCACUAACAAAGUGCAUCAGCAAUAAAAAAUUACAGGAAGUAAAAAUUCUGUACAUGAUAUUUUUUUUAGAAUUAUUUUUAACCCUUCUUCAUAUAUAGGUUCCUAGCAGCAACUUGUUUUCACUUCUUAAAAUGGACCUUUAAAAACCUGAAUGAUUUUAGAGAGCUAAAGACCAUAUUAAAUGUCUGAUCUAGGACGAUAAUUCCUUCUAUAUUAUGUAAAAUAUGGUGCAUUUUAUUUUUAUUUUUUAGAUUUAAAACGUUUAUGAAAAUUAGAAAGAUUGUAGGAUGUUCCACAUAAGAGCCUGCUGUCAAAGGGGACUAUCUGAUCACAAAUCGUCACUUUUGCCCUUUGAUGUUAUGUAUUUGACAUUAAUGUCAGCCAGAAGAUCAGUUGAGUUUGGAGGAAAACACGGGGAUGAAAAAAAAAAGAUUUGGCGUAAAAUGAAGAUCAUCGACCGCUACAGAAAAUAUUUUGAUUUAAAUAUUUUUUUCUAUGUUUUGUAUUUAUAUGUUCAAGAUUAUUGUGAUGCAACUUACCUGAUAUGUUUAAUGCCAUUUUUUUGUUUUUGUUUUUAAGGUAAAAUGGCGAAAUUUUGAUCCUGAUUGUAUUAACCCUUUGCACCUCCUCCUGACUUUACUGGCACCAUGAUGUCUUUGGGUUAAAUGAAUAAAUACUGAUAUGCAAAACUAAAAGAGAAAUUAUAAUGUGACUAGUUUAAUGUAUUUGUAAAUAAAUUUAGGAUUCAGUGAGGAAGCAGAUACCUAAUCAGCACUGGCGACGACAAUGUUCAGGGAUGUUCCUCUGCAUGUGUUUGUUAAAUAUACAUGGGCACUUUAACUACCUUCGUUAUAGUGAUUGUAAGUUUAACAGGACAUUUUUUGGUAAUAAGGACAUAUUGUCCAGCGCCUGAAACCAUGAGAUUUAGCUCUUAUUAAUGUGGAAUUUAAUGCAAGAUCAUCAUGCGUGAAUAACAUACGCUAC
Molecule: messenger RNA, 2115 nt
Organism: Carassius carassius (crucian carp)
Lineage: Eukaryota; Metazoa; Chordata; Actinopteri; Cypriniformes; Cyprinidae
Product: vesicle-associated membrane protein 2-like
Exons: 6
Coding region: 355-705 (116 amino acids)
Biological process (GO): vesicle fusion; SNARE complex assembly; vesicle-mediated transport
Cellular component (GO): plasma membrane; SNARE complex
Molecular function (GO): SNAP receptor activity; syntaxin binding
Source: RefSeq, a predicted model, not a curated record